CGGGAGGCUGGCUUGUAACGUCUACACACACAGGCCUCUUUGCCCCAGACUCCUGAGGGGGGUUGGCCGAUGGGGGCCCUGCUGAAGAUCCAGGGCAUGAGUGGCGUCUGAGGGCAGGUGUUUAGUCCCGGGCUCCUUCCCUGCAUUGCGGUACCUUGUCCCUCUACCUUGAGGCCUCUCCACAAAGUGCUGUCUCUCUCUGUCUCUCAAUCUCUGGUUUCCAGCAUCUCCUAUCUCUCAUCCCUGCAGGCUCUCCAUGGUCCCCAGCCCUGGCGAAUUUCACAUUCCUAUUCCUUCCCCCCUCAGCCAACCACACCUUUGUCAACAGCCUUUCACUAACUCUUCUUCACUUAUCCAGCUCGACUCUGCCAUUCGCUUCCUACAGAGACCCUGACCGAUACCAGGAUGUACCAUACGCUAAAACUUUUGUGCACUUAAGGGAGAAGACAGAGUGAAAAUACACGUUUGAAUUUACAGAAAGGAAUAUGGGAAAGUUUUCCCAGAGCCCAGAGCACCUCAUUCCUGAUCUCCACCCUGAACUCCUUUCAGAGUGUGUUGAAGAUCAGUGACGGCAGUGGUGGAUGACUCAAUCCUGGUACAGCUGGAUGGCGAGCGAUAUUCUUGGGCUGGCAGAAUUGGUUUAAUCCCAUCUAGACCUUUCACCGAGGCACCUCCAGAUCUUGAGUGGGAAAAGCCACAGCACGGAGGGAAGUGGCCUCUCCUAGCUGGCUCCGUGCAGCUGGGCCACAGCCGCCCCAUCUGCCUCUCUCCCUCCUCCUGUCCUUCUAGGGCUCUGGCUUCAGCCACUAGCGUCCUAGAGGCUUUCCACCGAGAGAGACCACAAAACCAAAUCACAUAAGUGGAGAGCAAGGGGGGCCAGCGCUGAAAGCCAGCAUCGUGGAGAGACAGCUUUCAUCCUGCUCACUCCAGCCUUGACAGGGCCUCACCCCAGAUGAGGGUGACACAGACACGGAGCUCAGAACCACACCCAGUGAGGACCUCAACCUCCCAUAAAGAGAACGUUGACCUUUGCUAUUUCCCAUCGGUUUUGUGGACUAAUCAGAGGGACCAGCGGGGGGACAAAGCUGCAUUCACCAAGCUUAGCGCUCGUUUCCUCCUUAAUCCUCCGAGUCACCGUUAUGAGGCAGGGAGGGGCCGGUGCUGUUACAGCCUUUUAGCCACAACAGCGGGUAAUGAGCUGCCUGUGUCGUGCAUGAGUCAUGAGCAGAGUGAGCUCUAAGCCCUGAUCUCUGGACCCUGGCGCAGCGUCUCUCCUCACCCUCAGCUGGGCACCAGCUGUAGGGGAUGCCCUUCUGUCCCUUCACGUGGCUCUCGGCUUGCUGUGGGAAGGCAGGCAUAAUGGACACACAGAUUGGCCUAGCAGGUACCUAAGCGGUGUGACCUCCAAUUCAAAGAUCUUCCUUCCGCCAUGGGCCGAGACAGGUUACCAUCUGUCCCCCUUUGGGGAGUUGGGCAUCGUUCUUGGCAGCUCUGGCAGAAGCGAGCACCUGGUCCAGAUGUUUGGCAAAUACUGGGCGAGUGGCAGCCUGUGCAUCCCUGAAGCAUUGUCGCCGGGCCUCGAUCAGAUGUCACCUCACGCUGUUAAAGUGUCAGCCAAGCUAAAAUUAAUCACCUGGGUGACAAAAGUGAUGCGGACGAACAGCAGCCCGCCGAGCAAACCUGGGAGCUCACGAUCCAUCAGGCUGGGAGGACUGAGUUAGUACAUGUGAAACCCCGAGAACUGGCCCCGGCCCACUGAUUGGGCUCAGGCAUGAGACUAUGCACAGCUCUGACCAUAUCAGAAGGAACACAAGGUCCAGCCUUUUAUAUGGAGCAUUCCCAGGAGGCAAACCAAGAGGCAUUCUCCCCUCUCCUUUCUCAUUUCACCCGUCCUUGUUGUCACUCCUCUCCAAGGAGCCUGCAAGAAGGGCCUGUGCCCAGAACAGUCAGGAUUUCUACUUCAAGACGUGCCCUGGGACCAUAGUAGGGACAUGGCUUUACACCUUUCCAAAUGCGGUCACAGCCAUCAUCUGACGCCACCCUACAACUGGGAUAAGAAACCACUUUCUCCGAGUCUCGUUCCCCAUCCUGUAGGGCAGGAUCCUGAGGCAUCUCAGGGUGGGGAUGCUUGGAGGUGAAGACACUGGGGAAGCCGACCUGCCACGUUGGCCAAUGACACCUGCUUUACUUGCACCAUAAUCGGCGCAUCAGAAGAGCAGCCUCAGGCAGGUGCCCAAAAUUGGGGGAAUUUCUCUCAAAGAGGAUCACCCUCUGACCAACCAAUAUAAUAUCUAUCUAUCUCCACUCUUCUUCGAAACUGCAUUUCUCAGCACAAACCCACAAACUGGCAGCAUGACCAGUAUCCCUAAGGAAGAGGAAGCCAAGAAGGAGAUGCCUUAGUCCUCUGCCUGUCACCUGCCAGAGAACCAGGAUGCUUGGUGGGGCUGGCCUUCCUUUCUCCAAACUGCCAUCAGUUGUGACAUCACUGUCAGCUGUGCCCGGUGUCUUAACUUUUCAUCUGUAUCAAUCAGCAUUGAGAGUCCGCUGGGUGCCCAGGUGGAGAGGCUCGGCCCCAGGCUAGUAGCCGGCCUCUCCAGUCCCCCACCCUCUGGCUUCUUAUCAGCUCCAUGCUGUCUCUUUGCAUUAAAGUGACAAGAAGCAGCACAAGGCUGCCGACAGGAGUCUGGAGCUGUAAUUUGCACUGACAUUCACUGGCGUUAUCCACUUAUUGCCUGGCAAGUUGUGGAGUGCCUACAGUGGCCAGGCGUGUCCAAAUGCUCUGUAUGCUUGAACUCAUUGGAUCUUCUUGACAACCCCACAUGGCAGGCAUUGCCCGGCAGGUUCACCGGGUCAGAGGAAAAGCCCUUGGCAUCCGGAACACGGAACACCAGCCUGCAGACGUCAGCAGGAAGCAAGGACGGCCAGGAGGAGGGAAGUGACAACUCCCUGUCGGGCGUGGAGCUUGCGUCGGCAGGCAAAAGAGACCCCCAAAAUGUCAGACACUGCUGGAUCUUGAAGGGAAGUUUCCAAGGCCCUGGUUUAUUCUUGGUGCACUCUGGAUACUCCUGGAGCAUUCAUUCAUUCAUUCUCACACUCCUGGCUGCCGAAGAUACAAGAUAAUGAAACCCUACGUCCACCCUCAGGAAAUGUUACAAAAAUGAAAGGCGCCUGCGCGAGCACACACGUGACUUCUCCCGAGUAUGAGGAACUCCUUAUCGCGUUGUUCCUUCAGACGGCUGCCUCCUGGUCCAGUCUUGGAGAAAGAAGCACCUAACGAAACACAGUAAUAACAAGGAUUAUUCAGUAUGCAGUUGGCAGGAUGUCCAUGGCGACAUUGAAAAUGAAUUCCUUAUUUUCACCAGAUAUAUGAGAAGAUCCAUUUUAAACAGUCUAAAUAUUUUUUCUUCCGUUGGACCAGCAUGGCAGGAUUCAAGCGAGGGUAUGAUGGGAAGAUUGCUGGAUUGUAUGAUCUGGAUAAAACCUUGGGUCGAGGUCAUUUUGCAGUGGUUAAACUUGCCAGGCAUGUCUUUACAGGUGAAAAAGUGGCAGUAAAAGUUAUUGACAAGACAAAAUUGGACAGUCUAGCCACUGGUCAUCUUUUCCAAGAAGUGAGAUGCAUGAAACUAGUGCAGCAUCCCAACAUUGUACGCCUUUACGAAGUUAUUGACACCCAGACCAAACUAUAUCUUAUUCUAGAACUUGGGGAUGGAGGAGACAUGUUCGAUUACAUAAUGAAGCACGAGGAGGGACUUAAUGAAGACUUGGCCAAGAAGUACUUUGCUCAGAUAGUUCAUGCCAUAUCUUAUUGCCAUAAACUCCAUGUGGUUCACAGAGACUUAAAACCCGAGAACGUGGUCUUCUUUGAAAAACAGGGUCUUGUAAAGUUGACAGACUUUGGUUUCAGCAACAAGUUUCAACCAGGGAAGAAGCUCACUACAAGCUGUGGAUCUCUUGCAUAUUCUGCGCCAGAAAUUCUGCUUGGUGAUGAGUAUGAUGCACCUGCGGUAGAUAUAUGGAGUCUGGGAGUGAUCCUUUUCAUGUUGGUGUGUGGGCAGCCACCAUUUCAAGAGGCCAAUGACAGUGAAACAUUGACAAUGAUCAUGGAUUGCAAAUAUACAGUACCAUCCCACGUAUCUAAAGGGUGUAAAGACCUGAUCACAAGGAUGCUACAGAGAGAUCCCAAGAGAAGGGCCUCUUUAGAAGAGAUUGAAAACCAUCCUUGGCUUCAGGGAGUGGACCCUUCCCCAGCCACGAAGUAUAACAUCCCCCUCGUGUCAUAUAAAAACCUCUCGGAAGAGGAGCACAACAGCAUCAUUCAGCGCAUGGUGCUCGGGGACAUAGCGGAUCGGGAUGCCAUUGUCGAAGCCCUGGAAACCAACAGGUACAACCACAUCACAGCCACUUACUUCUUGCUUGCCGAAAGGAUCCUGAGGGAAAAGCAAGAGAAAGAAAUACAGACCAGGUCUGCAAGCCCUAGCAACAUCAAGGCCCAGUUUAGGCAGUCAUGGCCAACCAAAAUUGACGUGCCCCAGGACCUUGAGGAUGACCUCACGGCCACUCCUUUGUCCCACGCGACUGUCCCUCAGUCUCCUGCUCGGGCUGCCGACAGUGUUCUCAACGGCCACAGGAGCAAAGGCCUGUGUGACUCGGCUAAGAAAGACGACCUCCCCGAGUUGGCCGGGCCCGCGCUGUCCGCGGGGCCACCCGCCAGCCUGAAACCCGCAGCCAGUGGGCGGAAGUGUCUGUUUCGGGUGGAGGAAGACGAAGAGGAAGACGAGGAGGACAAGAAGCCCAUGUCCCUCUCAACACAGGUGGUUCUGCGCCGCAAGCCGUCCGUGACCAACCGCCUGACGUCCAGGAAGAGCGCCCCGGUCCUCAACCAGAUAUUCGAGGAGGGGGAGUCGGACGACGAGUUCGACAUGGAUGAGAACCUGCCUCCCAAGCUGAGCCGCUUGAAGAUGAACAUUGCUUCCCCGGGGACGGUCCACAAACGCUACCACCGCAGGAAAAGUCAGGGCCGCGGCUCCAGCUGCAGCAGCUCGGAGACCAGCGACGACGACUCGGAGAGCCGCCGGCGGCUGGAUAAAGACAGUGGCUUCACCUACUCCUGGCACCGCCGGGACAGCAGCGAGGGGCCCCCGGGCAGCGAGGGGGACGGCGGCGGCCAGAGCAAGCCGAGCCGCGGCGGCGGGGGCGCGGACAAGGCCAGCCCCAGCGAGCACAGCGCUGGCGGGGGCGGCCCCGCGGGGGGGUCGGGCGGCGCCCCGGGCGGCACGUCAGGCAGUGCCCGCCGCUGCGCCGGCCCCGGCUCCUCCACGUCCACGCAGCUGGCGGCGCGCGGCGCCGGGGAGCUGGUGGAGAGCCUCAAACUCAUGGGCCUCUGCCUCGGCUCCCAGCUGCACGGGAGCGCCAAGUACAUUAUCGACCCGCAGGGCAGCCUGUCGUUCUCCAGCGUGAAGGUCCAGGAGAAGUCCGCCUGGAAGAUGUGCAUCGGCUCCGCAGGCGGUGCGGCGCCCGCCCCAGCCGUGGGCGGCAUGAAGUUCUUCUCCGACCACGUGGCGAACACCACCGUGGAGUUGGACCGGAUAAAGAGCAAGAAUCUGAAAAACAACGUGCUCCAGCUACCUCUGUGCGAAAAGACCAUCUCUGUGAACAUCCAGCGGAACCCCAAGGAGGGGCUGUUGUGCGCCUCCAGCCAGGCCAGCUGCUGCCACGUCAUCUGACCUCGGUGCGCUUCCUGCUCAGAGCGGCGAAGACCGGCUCACUUCACUGGUCCCUUUUCGGUUUUCCUAUUUUAAAGCGGGCAAUUAUUUAUUACUUUUUCAUUUGUUCGCCUGACGACUUGACAAAUGCAUGGUCUUUGUGCAUGCUGCUAGACACUCCUUUUUUUUUU
Molecule: messenger RNA, 5893 nt
Organism: Globicephala melas (long-finned pilot whale)
Lineage: Eukaryota; Metazoa; Chordata; Mammalia; Artiodactyla; Delphinidae
Source: RefSeq, a predicted model, not a curated record